Molecule: messenger RNA, 1249 nt
Organism: Sinocyclocheilus rhinocerous
Lineage: Eukaryota; Metazoa; Chordata; Actinopteri; Cypriniformes; Cyprinidae
Product: integral membrane protein 2B-like
Exons: 3
Biological process (GO): negative regulation of amyloid precursor protein biosynthetic process
Cellular component (GO): Golgi apparatus; extracellular exosome; plasma membrane
Molecular function (GO): amyloid-beta binding
Source: RefSeq, a predicted model, not a curated record
UUCCGGCUUUCAUUAUAAUACUAAAAUUAUUUUCUCCGUGUUAAACAAUCUGUCUGUUUCCGUGUCAAUAACCUUGUGUGUCAUUCUGUGCUGUCAGAAACUGACUGCUUAUCUCGACCUGAAUCUGGACAGAUGCUACAUCAUCACCCUGAACACCUCUAUCGUCAUGCCGCCCAGAGAUUUCCACGAGUUCCUGGUCAACAUCAAGGCAGGAAUGUAUCUUCCUCAGACGUACCUUAUGCGAGAGGAGAUGAUGGUUACAGAGAGGCUGGACAGCACCAGUGAUCUGGGCUAUUACAUCAAUGACCUGUGCAAGGACAAAGACACGUACAGACUCCAGCGCAGAGACAUCAUACUGGGUAUGCAGAAACGUGAAGCUUUGAACUGCCACAAGAUCCGCCAUUUUGAAAACAAGUUUGUUGUGGAGACUUUGAUCUGUGAGCCAUGAAGAACAUGACUCUCUGACGAAGCAGCAGAUCUUCAGCUCUUCCUUUCAUUCAGUGAAAACCUUUUCUACUGUAGGCCUUUUUUUCACAUAUUUUUUUAAAUCUAAAAUAUGAAAUUGUCUUUUCUGCACAAAGAUGUGUAUUAUGUUUGAGUAUACAUGUAAUGUGUGUCUUAUGCUAUUUUAUGAAUAUUAGACUUAAUAAAAGGACAUAUUGCGCACAAGAGCAAAAAGUGAUUAACAAUAGUGAUUUUAGCCUAUAUAGAAGUCCAAUCAGAGUUUAAGACAGUAAGUAAUUUAAUCAUUAAUAAUUUAUUCCCAUGAGAUUGCUGAAAAAUGUAUGAUUUUUUUUCUGUAUCUUUAACAUUUGCAACAUCUACUGUACUUAAUUUUGAUACUAUUCAAAGUUUCAGCAAAUCAGUGUAUAAUGUGGAUCACAAUGUUGCAGUGCUAAAAUGCAUAACGUCACAAUUUGAGGUUUUCUUGAAUUUGCAUUUUAUUUGCAAAUAUAAAUAUUUAGUUUUAAAUGAGAUGGAUAACCAUACAAACAGAACUCUUUCUUUAAAAUUACUACAAAUUUUCCAAUCUGAAAUUACUUUUUGUUUUUUGCUAAUUUGUAUAUAAGAUAAAAUAGGAUCCUAAACUUUACACCUUUCUGUCUUUAUACACAAGCUUUUAAAUUCCAUAUAAGAAACAAAAUAAACAGAAAAAUCAUACACAAUGUUUUUGUCAUGCUUAUGUGAUAUUUUGUUAGGUUUGUCAGUAUAUACUACUAUUCAAAUAUUUGGGGUGGAUUUUUUUUUU